CAGUUUUAUCCUGCACGGUGUGUGUGGCGUCGUUUUUUGUAUUUUAUUGUUUAAAGAAUAAGCGCAAAUGAUCAUGAAUAUGAAAGUUAAUGUGAAUUUUGCGUGCCAGCGUUGUUUACAACCGCUCAGGCUAGAUCCUAGCUUCGAUCACUUAGGAGAGCACACUAUAGCUGAGUUAUCAUUACCAAUCCAGAGUCAAAGUGAUGGAGAAGUAGAAACACAAAGUGAUAGCUUAGAGCACUUGGUACCUCCAUUUCGUCUUACAGAUUCAGUAAAUGGAACAAAUGAUUUUACAUUGGUUGGUGAUUCUGGUGAAACAGAAAGUCUAAGUCAUCAUUUAAAGGUAAGAGCCACACUAUUUGAGUUAUUGAGCAGAACCAGUGGAGCAGAUCAUCCAUUAUGUGAUGAAUGUACAGACAGUCUUUUAAUGCUAGUAGAUCAGCAACUUAGUCUCUCAGAAACUGAAUGGAAUGAUUAUAGUGAAUACCUUAAACAUUUAGAAGAUGAAGAGAUGCAGCAAGGUAACCAGGUUGAUGAAAUUGGAACUUUGGAAAAAGAGUUACAAGAUGUCAGAGCAGAAGAGGCAAGAAUGAUAUUAGAAUUAGAAGCUUUAAGAAAAGAAGAAACUGCUACAAAAGUAGCUAUUGCUGAGGAAGAAAAAGAAAAAGAAAGAUUGCAAUGUGAAGAGGAAAGGUAUUGGAGGGAGUAUUCACGACAUAGAAGGGACCUAAUGUUAGCAGAAGAUGAAUGUAGAAGUUUAGAAUGUCAGCUAGCCUAUGCAGCAUCACAACUUGAAAGACUGAAAAAAACAAAUGUCUUUAAUGCUACUUUCCACAUUUGGCAUUCUGGUCACUUUGGUACUAUAAAUUCUUUUAGAUUAGGCAGGCUACCAAGUGCUCCUGUUGACUGGAGUGAAAUUAAUGCAGCAUGGGGGCAAACUGCUUUAUUGUUGACUGCAUUAGCAAGAAAAAUGGAUUUGACAUUUCAACGAUAUAAAUUAGUGCCAUUUGGUAAUCAUAGUUAUAUUGAAGUACUCAACCAAAACAAAGAACUGCCAUUAUAUGGCAGUGGUGGCUUUAAGUUUUUGUGGGAUACAAAAUUUGAUGCAGCAAUGGUUGCUUUCCUUGAUUGUUUGCAGCAGUUCAAAGAAGAAGUUGAAAAAGGUGAUAGUGGAUUUUGCCUUCCAUACAGAGUGGAUAGAGGCAAAAUUGAAGACACAGGCACAGGAAAUUCAUAUUCAAUAAAGAUUCAGUUCAAUUCUGAAGAGCAAUGGACAAAGGCCUUAAAAUUUUUGCUCACUAACUUGAAGUGGGGCCUUGCAUGGGUCAGCUCUCAAUUUACUAAUAAAGAUGAGGCUGAACAUUGAAUCAAAUUGAUCUCAA
This is a messenger RNA of Phymastichus coffea, 1382 nucleotides long. It is a transcript of the gene Atg6, whose product is annotated as beclin-1-like protein. The transcript has 5 exons. Gene Ontology annotation, biological process: cellular response to nitrogen starvation; late endosome to vacuole transport; autophagy. Bases 68 to 1366 code for a protein of 432 amino acids. Gene Ontology annotation, cellular component: phosphatidylinositol 3-kinase complex, class III, type II; phosphatidylinositol 3-kinase complex, class III, type I; phagophore assembly site. NCBI's taxonomy places the organism in Eukaryota, Metazoa, Arthropoda, Insecta, Hymenoptera, Eulophidae. The record is from RefSeq and is a predicted model, not a curated record.